GGCAAGCUUAACCUGCCUUUAAAACUCAAAAACGACUCCCUAGUCCUAGUAAACGAGGUCUGUCAGUUUGAUUUGCUUCACACUUUAAGCCCUGAAAUCAUAAAGAACAAACAUGAGCUUAAAAAUUGGCGGGACGAUAGAAAAGGUGAACGGAAAAGAACUUUUCUACUCUGAAUUUGCUGAGAAAUACUUGGCGGGAAACCAACCUGUGCUGUUAACUGGUUUGAUGGAUGAUUGGAUAGCUUCCAAACACUGGGUUUCCUCCAAUGGCCAGCCUAACAUCAUUUUCUUUCCUACCCAUUUUGGGAAAUCCAAAGUUCAGGUAGCAGAUUGUGAUACAAGGGAGUUUACCGAUCAGAAAAGGAUAGAGAUGUCUGUUUCGGAGUUUGUUAAUCACUGGCUUCAGGGUUCUAAGGAGAAUCAUGAUGUUAAUGGGAAGUCCGUUCUAUAUUUGAAGGAUUGGCAUUUUGUGAAGGAGUAUCCAGAAUAUCAAGCAUAUAUAACUCCUCUUUUUUUUACUGAUGAUUGGCUGAAUCUUUAUCUUGACAAUUAUCACAUGCAUGACGAUCUGGAUGCUGAUCGAGUGAGUAAUGAUAUAAGUUGCUCUGACUAUCGCUUUGUGUAUAUGGGAGCAAAAGGUUCGAGAUCCUGGACACCUCUUCAUGCUGAUGUUUUCAGAUCAUAUAGUUGGUCGGCAAAUGUGUGCGGCAAGAAAAAGUGGCUUUUUCUGCCUCCUCAGCAAUUUAAUCUUUUGUUUGACAGGAACAUGAAAAACACCGUGUAUAAUAUCUUUGAUGAUAUUAGUGAAACUGAAUUUCCUGGUUUUAAGAAGGCUAUCUGGCUGGAAUGCAUACAGGAGCAGAACGAAAUUAUCUUUGUGCCUAGUGGAUGGUACCAUCAAGUCCAUAAUCUGGAGGACACAAUAUCAAUAAACCACAACUGGUUCAAUGGCUACAAUCUUUCUUGGGUGUGGGAUCUAUUAUUAAGAGACUACAAGGAGGCCAAGGAGUACAUAGAGGAUAUCAAAGAUAUCUGUGAUGAUUUUGAAGGGCUCUGUCAACGCAAUCUUGCAGCAAAUACAGGAAUGAAUUUUAAUGACUUCUUCAUCUUCAUAUCACGCUUUUCGCUGGCCAAUGUGGUGGAACUGUAUUAUCUACGUGGUGAAUUGAACUCCGAAAAUUCAAUCUGGCAUUGCUCUGCUAUAAUAGAACAUUUUGCUCUGAACCUUUCAUCUAUAAGGAAAACAGCAUUGAAGAUGAAAUCUGAAGGCGUGAAAGGAAAUCUCGGUAUCAUAAAUUUGUUGGAAACUCUAAGCGAUCCCAAGUUUCUUAAACUAUGCACUGGUUUAGGCAGAAUAUAUUCAGUUAUCCGCGAGGAAGAGAACUGGAGCUGUACUAUGAAGAAAGCUUUGAUGGCUGAUUUUGCUAAGUAUGGAUCUCAAGUUUGUAGUCCCGAAGAUCUCAUUACAUUUAUAGACUAUGCCGUUUCGAAACUUAGUAGCAACUGCGAUGAGCAAAACCCUCUUCUGUCAGUAUUAUACGAAAUCCAGCCACAUGAACAAAAUUAGCACUUUUAACAGUUAUUUUUCCAUCUAUAUUAUGUUGUGUUUACUUCA
Molecule: messenger RNA, 1615 nt
Organism: Gossypium raimondii (Peruvian cotton)
Lineage: Eukaryota; Viridiplantae; Streptophyta; Magnoliopsida; Malvales; Malvaceae
Product: arginine-specific demethylase JMJ20
Exons: 9
Coding region: 113-1567 (484 amino acids)
Biological process (GO): positive regulation of translational termination; protein hydroxylation; negative regulation of gene expression
Cellular component (GO): nucleus; cytoplasm
Molecular function (GO): histone H4R3 demethylase activity; sequence-specific DNA binding
Source: RefSeq, a predicted model, not a curated record